This is a messenger RNA of Rodentolepis nana, 270 nucleotides long. Lineage: Eukaryota; Metazoa; Platyhelminthes; Cestoda; Cyclophyllidea; Hymenolepididae. The record is from the annotation of a GenBank genome assembly.
AUGCCUCAUCGAAAGGCGGAAGUUAAGACCACUGAUUUGCCCGAUGACAUGCAACAAUUCGCAGUGGAAGUAGCCUUCGCUGCCAUCAAAACGGGUGGUGAUAAUCAGGAGAUCGCUUCCUUCAUUAGAAAUGAAGUGCUUCGGGAGUUCCCGGGAAAUUGGCAUUGCAUCGUCGGUAGCAAUUUUGGAAGCGAGGUAACGCAUGGCAAACGUGGAUUGAUAUUCUUUAAACUUGCUGGCCACGGAAUCUUACUUUUCCGAACGGUAUAG